This is a messenger RNA of Prorocentrum cordatum, 1082 nucleotides long. NCBI's taxonomy places the organism in Eukaryota, Dinophyceae, Prorocentrales, Prorocentraceae. The record is from the annotation of a GenBank genome assembly.
AGGGCGCCAGAGCCUCCUGGCGGGCCCCCCGGCCCGCCAUGGCAGCGCGCCCCGCGCCCAUCGGGCGGCACAGCCCGCAGGUCCUGGAGGUGUCGGUGACCGAGCAGACUGGGCCGCUGCGCGGGGAGCAGGUCGUCAGGUGGCUGGCUGGCACGACGGGCACGGAGAGAGCCGCGGCGGAGGAGCUCCGCGGCGGCGGGCGCCAGCUCGACUGCGGGGCCCUGCAGCAGCUGGUCGGCGCCCUCACGGUGGAGGGCGCGUUUCCAAGGCUGCUGCGGCUGGACCUGUCGAACAGCCUGCUGACCGACGAGGGCUGCAUGCAGGUUGCGGGCGGCCUGCUCGCGCUGCAGCAGCGGCCGAUCGGCGGGCUCCGCUGUCUGCUGGCGUCCGGGAACCAGAUCGGGCAUGCGGGCGCGGAAGUGCUGGCGACCAGCUUCUUCUGCGGAGGCGCCUCGAGCAGCACCAGCCGCGGUGGCGCAGGCGGGGAGCUCACGCUGAGCCUGUCGGAGAACCCGCUCGGGGACCAGGGCGUCGCCGCCGUGGCGGCCGCGGUGCGGUCACAGGAGUGCCGGGCGGCGCUCCAGCUGUGCGAGACGUCGUGCGGCAGCGAGGGGUGCACCGCGCUGGCGCAGAGCCUCCACAGGAUAGCCGCGCUGGACCUCAGCUACAACACCGUGCCCACCGGGGCCCUGAACAUGCUGGUCGGCGCCCUCGGGCCGCCGCUGCGGCAGCUCGGCCUGUGCCGCGUGGCGCCCGGCGGCAGCGGCGGCCUGUUCCGGGGGUCCACCGUGCAGGCCCUGGCGGCCUCGCUCGCAGGCGACUCGCCGCCGCCGCUGGUGACCCUGACGCUGGCGGGCAACGACCUCCAGGACGCCGGCAUGCGGACUCUGGCGGCGACCCUGAGCGGCGCCUCUGUCGAGGAGCUCGACCUGGCGUCUAACCGCCUGCAGGACGGCAACCUGCUCGCGAAGGUGCUCGCCCGGGGCAGCCUGCUGAGCCUGAGCCUGGACGUAUGCAUUGCCCACCAAGGCCAAGUCGCCUGACGCGCCCCGAUGCUGCAGCUGCGGGUCGUCGGCGGUCGG